Messenger RNA from Botrytis porri, 1488 nucleotides. RefSeq lists its product as uncharacterized. The coding region runs from base 1 to 1488 and encodes 495 amino acids. The transcript has a single exon. Gene Ontology annotation, molecular function: oxidoreductase activity; FMN binding. The record is from RefSeq and is a predicted model, not a curated record. NCBI's taxonomy places the organism in Eukaryota, Fungi, Ascomycota, Leotiomycetes, Helotiales, Sclerotiniaceae.
AUGGUCCACUCGCAUUCUCAAAGUGAUAUAAAAGUGGCCAUUGUAAUCGGAUCAGGGUUAGCUGGUUUGUCUGCCUCCUCCCAAAUUCUUUCAAAAAGCCAUGAUAUCGAAGUUCAUCUCCUCGAACAAGCAGCUCGAACGGGAGGAAACAGCAUAAAAGCCUCUUCUGGAAUAAAUGGCGCAAGAACAUCGUUUCAACUUGCCUCGAAUCCUCCCAUUGUUGAUAGCGUCGAGGCGUUUUACAAUGAUUCGAUUGAAUCAGCAGCGGAGGCUAUGCGUGGCACUGGCGGUGGCGAAGCGGAGAUAGAUAAAAGGGAGCGUUUGAUUCGGGUACUGAGUGAGGAGUCCAAGGGAGCUGUCGAAUGGUUGGGCAGUAAGGGCGUUGAUUUUAGUGUCGUUGCUCAAUUAGGAGGACACAGUAUUGCUAGGACGCAUAGAGGAGGUGGAAAGUCUAAACCACCUGGAGCGGCUAUUGUCGGUACUCUUUUAGAGGAACUGAAAGGAAACGGCAGAUUUCAUCUCAAGACUUCGUGCAGGGUAAUCAGAGUUGUUAGGGACGAUAAAAAUGAAGAUGUCAGGGGUGUGGAAUGUAUUUGUGAUGAUGAAAACAUAGCACCGAAAACUGAAGUAUUAAUAGGGCCUCUGAUCUUCGCAACCGGUGGGUUUGCAGGUGAUGCAUAUGGGAUCUUAGCACGAUAUCGACCGGAUUUGUCCGGAAUUCCCUCCACCAAUGAACCACGCUCUGGGUCUCAAGAACUUCUCUCGAAUAUUGGGGCUGGACUUAUCGACAUGGAAAAAGUGCAGAUCCAUCCUACUGCUUUUGUGGAUAUGAACGAUAUCAACAAUCCGACUAAAUUCCUAGCAGCGGAAAUGUUAAGGGGCGAGGGCGGUGUACUUUUGAUGGGCGGGAGGAGAUUCGUAGAUGAAUUAGAAACAAGAAAGAUUAUUACUGGGAAAAUAAUGGAAGUUGAUGGAACUGUAAGGAGUGAGGGGCACCCAAAACAGUGGGAUGUGAAGCUUGUGAUUGAUCAGGGGGUGUAUGAGAAGGCAAAAUCACAUGUAGACUUUUAUUUAUGGAAGGGUUUGAUGAGGAAAUGUACUAUUGCGGAAGAAAUUCUUGGAGAAGAUGCAGUAAGGGGGUUGCAGAGGUAUGCAGACGCUGUAGCAAAGAGGUCGAAGGAUGAGUUUGGUAGGAAAUCUUUUGGAUGCUGGAAAUUGAAUGAGGUGAAACCCGAUUCGGUAAUAUACGUAGGAAAUGUCACUCCGGCAAUUCAUUUUACGAUGGGAGGGGUAAGGAUUGAUGAGCAAGCAAGGGUUUUGACUACAGAAGGGAACAUAAUCCCGGGAGUUUGGGCAGCAGGAGAAGUUACCGGAGGAAUUCAUGGGGAUAAUAGGCUGGGUGGCAGUUCAUUAUUGGAAUGUGUUGUCUUUGGGAGGAAGGCUGGAGAUGGUGUAUUGAACUCAUUGGGGGGUCCAAUACAAGAGUAG